Messenger RNA from Naegleria fowleri, 1032 nucleotides. RefSeq lists its product as uncharacterized. The record is from RefSeq and is a predicted model, not a curated record. Bases 1 to 1032 code for a protein of 343 amino acids. The transcript has a single exon. Lineage: Eukaryota; Heterolobosea; Eutetramitea; Acrasida; Naegleriidae.
AUGAGUCUUUUCCCUCUUGCUUAUUUGGUGAAAGUGGCUGCUUCAGCAAUGAUUGUUGUUUUGAUCGCUUUUCUCUGCACUGCACAAAAUGAUAGUCCUACGUUUAAUCUCAUAUCACCGGGGACAGAUGCCACCUAUGUUUUCGAUGACGAGGAGCUUUCUAGUCAGUGGAUUUAUUACAAAAUUACAAAUCAAAACACCGAUAUUAGCAGCUUAAGUGGGAUAGUAGAAUCUUGCUCCGGACGAGUAAAUAUUUACUUUAAAUUGUGUGUUCCCUCCAACGGGCAACCCUGCGAUGAUAGUAACAAGUGGUUUCCCAAUAGCAACAAUUACGACAGAAAAUUCGUCACAGAGCCAACCUCUCAAUAUCAAAACCCCAUCGGAAUAUGCGAGGCAGAUCCAAAUUCUAAAUGUUCUUCCUCCACAACCUACUACGUAGGAAUUACUCCCCUUACUGAAUCCUCGUCCAUCAGAAUUUCAGUACAAGGCUAUUACAAUGAAGGAAAGGUGGAUUUGAUAACAACUGAUAAUAAGGAGAUUGGGUUUGAUCUUUCUUCAAGAAGGGUAACUCUUAGCACACUAACCUACUGUGCCUCGUUGGAUGAAGCUAGAAAUUGCAUUAAUGAGCUUGUUCCAACCCCUUCAUUCUUGUUUUGUGCCAUCCCAAGAAAGAGCAGUCAAAAAAUCAACGCUGCUUCUGUUUGUGGGUGCAGAUUGGGCACAAAUCUCAACAUUGAAGGAUGUGUACCCUCCAACGAAACAGGACUAACAGUGUGCGCACUUGACCAGAAAAGUUUUGACAAAUUGGAGAAUGAUGAAUACUUUUUGAAUGUUGUUGUAGACAGAGAAGACGUCCCACCACUGAGGGCAUUUGCCUUCAAUCCAGUGCCCUUCACAUAUUCUCAAACAAGUAACGUCGUUGGUGUGGUUGUUGGAGUUUUGUUUUCUCUAAUUGCCGUCACGAUUCUUGUAGCAGCCGUUGUGAUGGGCGUCCUAUUGUAUCGAAAAAAGUAUUCCUAUCAAUCUAUCUAA